Messenger RNA from Closterium sp. NIES-65, 2112 nucleotides. NCBI's taxonomy places the organism in Eukaryota, Viridiplantae, Streptophyta, Zygnematophyceae, Desmidiales, Closteriaceae. The record is from the annotation of a GenBank genome assembly.
AUGCGUACGGAUACUGACGCAAGCUUUGCUUUGUUUCCAGGAAAUUCUGGAUCUGCCACUGCCAUGAACGGCAGUCCCGCGCGAAGGAAAGGACGCGGAUUAACAGCGUCGUCAGCAACAAUCGAGGAGGUUUUUAUACAAUUGGAUUACGACAACAAAACGCAUGAGAAUGACUCGGAUUUCCAUUCCACCAUUGCCACCGCUGUUGCUGACGGAGAUGAUGCGUCCAGCUCGCCGUCGACUCUCCUUGCCAAAGGAAAGAUGCAGAUGUGCAACGAUGUGACUUCGCACGCGCAAGGAGGAGACUCGCAGUCGGCGAGUGAGACGGAAGAGGAGCGGGAGCGUCCUAGUCGGCUUAAGGCUCGGGUGAAGAAGCUGUCUGUGAGCCUGAAUCAGCCGCCCCUCCAUGUGUGGGAAUCCGCGGAUCGGAAGACCAAAGCGCAGGUGGUGGCGGCAGCAGCUGCUGCAGCUCGUGUAUCCCUCGGUGGUGACAAGGGAAAGCAGAUCCACUCAGACAAGGCAGACGCCACGCCUUUCAUGCGGUCGGGCUUCACCACGCCCAGUGGAGCCCGCAUGCGGUCGGGCUUCACCACGCCCAGCGGAGCCGCGCGAUCAGCAGCAGCAGCGGCAGCAGUAGCGGCUUUCCAGGUGGAUCCUAUGGUGCUGGAGGCGUGGGACGCGCUGCGCAUGUCGCAGGUGCUCUUCCGCGGCCGCCCUGUGGGCACCAUCGCCGCACUGGACCCCUCUGAAACGGCUCUUAACUACGACCAGGUGUGUGUGUGGCGGGGGGAAGGGGAGGGGAAAGGGGGGGGGUCUGUGUUCGUGCGUGACUUUGUCCCGAGUGCGCUCGCAUUCCUCAUGAACGGAGAGGCGGAGAUCGUGGAGAAUUUCCUGCUCAAGACACUGCGUCUGCAGCAAUCCUGGGAGAAGCGAGUGGACGUGUUCACCCUGGGAGAGGGUGUGAUGCCGGCGUCGUUCAAGGUGCUGCACGACAGCCGGCGGGGUGUGGACACCAUGAUGGCUGACUUUGGGGAGAGCGCCAUUGGGCGCGUGGCGCCGGUGGAUAGUGGCUUCUGGUGGAUCAUCCUGCUCCGAGCCUAUGUCAAGGCCACUGGUGACCAGUCCCUCGCAGACUCCCCGGACUGCCAGCGAGGCAUGCGGCUCAUUCUCAGCCUGUGCCUGGCGGACGGGUUCGAUACCUUUCCCACACUGCUGUGCGCGGAUGGAUGCUCCAUGAUCGAUCGCCGCAUGGGCAUCUACGGGUACCCCAUCGAGAUCCAGUCCAUGUUCUUCAUGGCGCUGCGGGUGGCGCGCUGCCUGCUGCGCCCGGACCUGCCGGAGAACAAGGAGCUGCUGGAGCGCAUUGACAAGCGCCUCAUGGCCCUCUCCUACCACAUGCGCACCUACUUCUGGCUGGAUCACGAGCAGCUGAACUGUGUGUACCGGUACAAGACGGAGGAGUAUUCACACACGGCAGUGAACAAGUUCAAUGUCAUUCCAGAGUCCAUUCCUGACUGGCUCUUUGACUUCAUGCCGCUCAAGGGAGGUUACUUCAUCGGGAAUGUGUCGCCUGCACGCAUGGACUUCAGGUGGUUCGCCCUUGGGAACUGCAUGGCAAUCGUAUCCUGCAUGGCAUCACCAGAGCAGGCAGCAGCAAUCAUGGACCUGAUAGAGGAGCGCUGGGACGAGCUGGUGGGCGAGAUGCCUCUCAAGAUAGCGUAUCCUGCUCUCGAGAACCAUGACUGGCGGAUCACCACUGGCUGCGACCCUAAGAACACCCGAUGGAGCUAUCACAACGGUGGCUCAUGGCCAGUGCUGAUUUGGAUGCUCACUGCUGCGAGCAUCAAAGUGGGUCGCCCUCACCUGGCUCGGAGGGCCAUUGAGGUGAUUGAGAAGCGCCUUGCCAAGGACGGCUGGCCUGAGUACUACGAUGGGAAGCUGGGUAGGUAUGUCGGGAAGCAGGCACGGAAGCAGCAGACCUGGAGCGUGGCAGGUUAUCUUGUCGCCAAAAUGAUGCUAGAGGAUCCCAGCCACCUCGGGAUUAUUGCAUUGGAGGAAGAGAAGAAGCUGCAGCAGCCUGCCCUCACACGUUCCCGAUCAUGGAAGGUGUAA